AUGAAUUCACAGGUCAAUAAGCAGAGCGACCAGAAGGACCAGGUUUUACAAGAGGAUCAGUUCAGAACAGUAUGCUUCGACUCAUCGAAACGAAGUUCAACAUCCAACCCAAGUGAUCAGGCGAAGAGGGUCCGAUUAGACACUUCGGCGGACCCGUCUGCUCCUGCGAAAAAGUAUAGCAACGCUAGUGUUUCGUUGAUGUUGAACAACGAAGCUGGCUCAAGGUCAUCGGCAGCCGUAGGUGGUUCUCCUGCCUCUAUCACAACACCAACAUCAUCGGCAGAUGCAUCAAGUCCUGGUGUCGGUUUGAGCGGCGCCUCCAAAGGAGUGAAAUCUGGGGCCACUAAUAUUUCCACUAACUCAAGUCAUUCCUCAGUUGUUCAAACCAUUUCUGGUUCACAGUCAUUGUCCUCACCAAAAUCAUCUUUAUCAUCAAAACCAAAGGCCCCUAAGUUUGUUCGUAGAUUUAGGUCUCGUUCCUUACCCAUUAUAAAUUAUAGCUCCUCAAGGGCUGCAAUCUUGCAUCAUAAUCCACAUCAUUAUCAUCACAAUCAUCACAAUCACCACCACCAUCAUCAUCAUCAUCAAGCUCUGGUCAAGGGCUCUAAUGUACCCCCAUUGCCACCCAUCAAUCUCCAGAGUUUGAAAGAAAUCGAUUUACAUGAAAUCUUGAAGAAUCCUCAGCUAAGGCAUGAUAUUCUUUUUGAUCCUCAACUUCAAUUUAGGCCAAAUUUGGAUGGCGAGAAGGGCAGAAAGAAAAAAUCAAUUAUAGAUAAGUAUUGGCUCGAAAUUCAGAAGGAAUGCCAGCAGUUUUUCGUCCCCAAUAACAAUAUUAAAUUUUCAAGACUACCGAUUUUGUUCACAACCUUGAGAGACAUUUUAUUGUCUUUAUUGCCGCAUAAGGAUCGAUCAUCUGUAAGUGAAGUGAUGGACAUAGAUUUAUUGAUUCAACAAUUAUCCCAUGGCUCGUUUGAUUUUGUAUCAUUAGCCAGAUGGCUUGGAGAGGUUUUCAAAAGUCAUUGUGCUCCAAUGAGAGAUAACUGGGUCAGUGAAAUGAUACACAAAUUUGAUCAGGCUUUCCAAACUAAUUCCGUGGAAUACUUAGUGCAAGGUUUGCGUAUGAUCUUUUCAAUUUUGGAAGCGAUGAAGUUAGAUGUUGCCAAUCAUCAAAUAAGAAUACUAAGGCCUGUUUUAAUUGAGACUGGGGUGGAUUUUGAAAAAGAUUAUUUCAAUCAGUUGAUAAGUCACUGUAAAAUCGACAUCACGGACUCAUUAAAGUGGUAUUACAAGAAUUAUCAUAAAAAGAGAGAACUUAUGAAUGAGUAUCUAAAUGAUAAGAACAAAUUUGAUGAUAAGUAUUUGCGCAUCGUAAUCAUAAGUUCUAUUAUUGAUUUAUUAUCAUGCCGUAAUAUGUCGACAGAAUUUCCGUCGUCUUUGGCGUUUGAUCAUACCAGGUUGGUUUUGUUACGUGCAGAUGUAAGGCAAUUGGUCUGCGUUCAAUUAUGUGUUGUAUUAUACAAACAGCUUUUGUUAAGUACUAAUAAUAAGGAUCCUCAAUUGUUGAGGCCGGAAAACAUUACCAAAAUCCAAGAUGAAAUAUUAGCAAUUGUCACUGAUGACAACGGUAAUAUUAAAUGGACCAGAAAUGUGCAUUCAAUAGCAUUACAAUUAGUCAAAAAAGUUGUCAAUUCUGAUGAUUUACCUAAAAGUUUGAUUGAAUUUAGUCACAAUUGGUUGAUCAAGCAGAUUCAGCCAAUUUCGGAAGUUUAUGGUUUAAUGGAAGAUAGAGCUUUCAAAGACUUAUUGAAUCAAAUUGUAAUCAACAUGGAUAAAGGUGCCAAUGAUACUAAUACCAAAUCUAGCAAUAAUGCCACAGAAAUGUCAAAUAUUUCUUCAAGGAUAUUAUUAUUGGUUAAAUUUCAUUGGAGUGUCUUUGGUAGCUACUAUACUGACUACUUGAAAACUAAUGAUGAUAAUUAA
This is a messenger RNA of Priceomyces carsonii, 1980 nucleotides long. It is a transcript of the gene SOK1, whose product is annotated as Sok1p. The coding region runs from base 1 to 1980 and encodes 659 amino acids. The transcript has a single exon. Lineage: Eukaryota; Fungi; Ascomycota; Pichiomycetes; Serinales; Debaryomycetaceae. The record is from RefSeq and is a predicted model, not a curated record.